Messenger RNA from Sphaeramia orbicularis (orbiculate cardinalfish), 2714 nucleotides. Its product is annotated as signal transducer and activator of transcription 5B-like. Gene Ontology annotation, molecular function: DNA binding; DNA-binding transcription factor activity. Gene Ontology annotation, biological process: regulation of DNA-templated transcription; signal transduction. Lineage: Eukaryota; Metazoa; Chordata; Actinopteri; Kurtiformes; Apogonidae. The record is from RefSeq and is a predicted model, not a curated record.
AUGGGUUGUAAACAACAGCUGCUUUACCAGAAACCCGAAGAAACACCAUGUCUAUGUGAUUCAGCCCAGCAGCUGCAGGGUGGAAGCCUUGCACCAGAUGCCAGGCUCUGUAUGGGCCAACACUUCCCCAUCGAGGUGCGACAUUACCUGGCCCAGUGGAUUGAGACUCAGCUCUGGGACUCAGUGGAGCUGGACAACCCGUCAGAGGGAGGCCAAGGCCAGCGUUUGUUGGACAGUCCUGGUGCAGAGCUGCAGAGAAAAGCUCAGCUUCAGGGAGGAGAGGAUGGCUUCCUCCUGAAGAUCAAACUGGGUCACUACGCCAACCAGCUGAAGAGUACUUAUGACCGUUGUCCUUUGGAGCUGGUUCGGUGCAUCAAACACAUUCUACAGUCAGAGCAGAGGCUGGUUCAAGAGGCUACAAAUGCCACUUGUGGCGGCGACGCUCAGUCCAUGGACAGCCUGUCACAGCGCCACCAGCAGAUUAACCAGACCUUUGAGGAGCUGCGAUUGGCCACUCAGGAGACGGAAAACGAACUGAGGAAGCUGCAGCACAGCCAGGAGUACUUCAUUAUCCAGUACCAGGAGAACCUACGCAUCCAAGCUCAGCUCAGCAGCCUGGCGUCGCUGCCCCCCACUGAACGAACUCAGAGAGAGACCACCCUGCAGAGUAAGAGGGCUACCGUGGAGGCCUGGCUCACCAGAGAGGCCAGCACUCUGCAGAAAUACAGGCUGGAUUUAUCUGAACAGCAUCAGAAGACUCUGAACCUCCUGAGAAAGCAGCAGACCCUGAUCCUAGAUGACGAGCUCAUUCAGUGGAAGAGAAGGCAACAGCUGGCUGGAAACGGGGGUCCACAUGAGGGGGGGCUGGACGUCCUCCAGUCCUGGUGUGAGAAACUGGCAGAUCUGAUCUGGCAGAACCGGCAGCAGAUCCGGCGCUGCGAACAUUUGACCCAGCAGCUGCCUCUUCCUGGCCCCAUGGAGGAGCUAUUGAGCAAACUCAACGCAGACAUCACCGACAUCAUCUCUGCCCUGGUCACCAGCACCUUCAUCAUAGAAAAGCAGCCGCCCCAGGUGUUGAAGACUCAGACCAAAUUUGCGGCUACAGUGCGCCUCCUGGUGGGUGGAAAACUCAAUGUCCACAUGAACCCACCUCAGGUCAAAGCUGUGAUCGUGAGUGAGCAGCAGGCCAAAGCUCUCCUGAAGAACGAGAGCACACACAGUGAAAGUAGUGGAGAAAUCCUCAACAACAACUGUGUGAUGGAGUAUCAUCAGGCCACUGGGACACUCAGCGCACACUUCAGAAACAUGUCACUGAAGCGGAUCAAGCGUUCAGAUCGUCGAGGCGCAGAAUCAGUGACAGAGGAGAAGUUCACCGUCCUGUUUGAAUCUCAGUUCAGCGUUGGAGGAAACGAGCUGGUGUUCAAUGUCAAAACGUUAUCGCUCCCUGUGGUGGUGAUCGUCCACGGCAGCCAGGACAACAACGCCACGGCCACCGUCCUGUGGGACAACGCCUUCGCUGAGCCGGGCCGAGUCCCCUUCAUCGUACCAGACAAAGUCCUGUGGCCCCAGCUCUGUGAGGCCCUCAACAUGAAGUACAAGGCAGAGAUGCACAGUGGGCGGGGCUUGACCGAAGACAACCUGGUGUUCCUCGCACAGAAGGCCUUUACGAGCAGCAGCAACAACCCUGAAGACUAUCACAACAUGACCAUAUCCUGGGCCCAGUUCAACCGGGAGAGCUUACCAGGACGAAACUUCACUUUUUGGCAGUGGUUUGAUGGAGUUGUGGAGCUUAUGAAGAAACAUCUCAAGCCUCACUGGAAUGAUGGGGCCAUUCUGGGCUUUGUUAACAAGCAGCAGGCUCAGGACAUGCUGUUGUCCAAACCCAACGGAACCUUCCUGCUGCGCUUCAGUGACUCUGAGAUUGGAGGCAUCACCAUCGCCUGGGUGGCAGAAAACCCCAACAAGUCAGGUGAGAGGCUGGUCUGGAAUCUGCUGCCGUACACCACCAAAGACUUCUCCAUCCGCUCUCUGGCCGACCGCAUCAGCGACCUCAACCACCUGCUGUUUCUGUAUCCGGACCGGCCCAAAGACGAGGUUUUUGCCAAGUACUACACCCCCCCUCUCUCAAAAGCCCCAGUGGAUGGAUACGUCAAACCACAGAUCAAGCAGGUUGUACCAGAGUUCACCACUCCAAACCCUGAACCCAGCGGAGGAGCUUCGUCCUUCAUGGACCAGACCGCCUCCCCCUCUGUGGGACACCCCAACAGCUUUGGAGUCUACCCCCCCAUGGGCGACGCCAUGCUGGACGCAGAUGGAGACUUCGACCUGGAGGACACCAUGGACGUGGCCCGUCACGUGGAGGAGCUGCUGCGCCGGCCCAUGGCCAACCAGUGGAGCAACCAGCAACCCUGAAGCUCCACCCAGAAGCUGCUGCAGAGCCUCUGGUCCCCUCCAUGUUCCUGAGCACAAACAGCUCAUUACUACUCACUAACUCUGCUCACUGUCACCAGCCCACAGGACCUGGAGAAGGUAACACCUCCCACAAAGAGUCUCCCCCUCGUAGAUUCUCAGGGCUGUGGUGUACAGGUGUUUGUACCAAUGGAACCACACACACAAACUGUUCCUUCAUCCUCUCAUGUGUAUGUAUCUAACAUGUCCUGGUGAUAUGGGGAGACUUUGGCAUGAAACCUACAACUUCAGAGUAGGAAUGGACA